Scheffersomyces amazonensis is the source of this 2192-nucleotide messenger RNA. RefSeq lists its product as uncharacterized. The record is from RefSeq and is a predicted model, not a curated record. NCBI's taxonomy places the organism in Eukaryota, Fungi, Ascomycota, Pichiomycetes, Serinales, Debaryomycetaceae. The transcript is spliced from 2 exons. Gene Ontology annotation, molecular function: protein binding. Bases 21 to 2165 code for a protein of 714 amino acids.
AUUCACUACUGUAAAUUAAAAUGUGGAUAGUAACACAUGAGGGUGAUCAAAAUGGAGAAAUACGAUUCCUUGAACCCAAUCGGACUUAUACGCUUGGCAGAUUUGAAGAUGUAGACUUUUUAUAUCAAAGUAGUUCUGUAUCAAGACAUCAACUUGAAUUAGUGGUUGGAUCCAUUAAUGAAGUUAAUCUUCAAGAUGCGGAAUUUCGUACUCCACUUUGUAUAAAAGUUUUAUCUCGAGCUAAAUCAACUGUUAAUGGUACAUUAUAUAAAUUAUCUAAAGGUCAAAAUGAUCCUAUUAUAUUAGAUGUUACUAAUGAUGAAAAUAUUGAAAUAAUUCUUGCCUCAGAUAUCGAUAAACCUCUUCAAAUUAAAUGGGUUGAUUUUACUAUUAUGACUUUUACUAAAAAUGUAAUACAAGGACAUGAUAUGGUUGAAAAUCAUUUAAUUGAUGAUCUUAUCAAUUUAUAUAAAGAUGGUAUUGAUAUAAGAAUAACAAUGAGUAUAUCUAAAGCAACUCAUUAUUAUAGUAUAGGAGAACCUAAUAGUAAUUCAUUCAAAAUAGCUGUUGCAAAAGGUAUACCAAUCUUAAAUAGAGAUUGGAUAGAAAACAUACGACAUAAUAAACAAGAUGUUCAACACUGGUUACUUCAUAUAGACUACGAAAAAUAUUUACCAGGAGGAGCUUAUUUGUUACCUAAUAAAUCUCGAAGUUAUUUAUUAACUAAUGUAUGUGUAUUUUUAAUAGCAAAGGAAAAGGAUAAAUUUAUUCAUUGUAUAACAGCAUUAGGUGGAAAGGGGAUAUUAUUGAAAUUAGAUCAUUAUUAUAAAGAAGAUAUUUUGGACUUGGAAUCAUUGGCUCAUGAUAUGAAAUCGUUAUCUAAUGAUUCACCAUGUAUUAUUAUGAAAUUUCUGAAUCAUGAAUCUUCAUUAGCUGAUAAAAUCAAUAAUUCAUUGAAAGAUCUUGCUGAAAAAUUCAAUACCAAUCUCGUUACAGAAGAUACAAUAUGGACAUCUACAAAGGUGUGUAGUUUAGAUAACAUCAAGUUGUUUAAAGUUGUGGAUAUUGAUUUCCAAAACAAUAAGAGGUCAGAGGAUCUGCAAACAGACUCGAGGUCAAGAAAGAGAAGGAAAUAUGAAAAAGUUAGUAAAACACAUUUUUUUGAUUUUGGAACUCCAUCACAAACUCAAGAUAUCUCUCAGCUGGUCUUGCCCACUGACACUAAAGAUUCUGGUAUUACACCUCAGAUUGAAAGUGAUGUUGCAGAAGAGAAAGAGUUGGUGGUAAAAGAUACAGAACCUGCACAAGUUGAUGAUUCUCAUGAUUCUCCAAAGGAAGAAGAAGCAAUUGAUAAAGAUGAUAAAGAUAAUAAAGAUGAUAAAGGAAAUGAUAUUAAAGAUAAUGAUAAUAAAGAAAAUAAUGAACCUCUAGAUAAGGAAAAGAAAAGAUCAGGAGAUGAAGAUAUCAAGCAAAGACCAAAAAAAAUCGGUAAGUUCAUGCCUAAAGUCUCAUUAGUUGAUGCCAUUAAAUCAACUAGAGAAAAGGCUGAACAAUCAAUAAAAGAAGAGUUAGGAAUAGUUGAAGAUGGUAAUGAUGAAGUUACUAAAGAUCUUUCUAAUUUAGUCAUAGUUGAAACUAUAGAAAUUAAAUUACGAGAACGAAAUCCUCCAACAGAUUUUGAAUCUAAUGUUAAGAGAGAUUAUAAUGGUAGAAAGAACUUUAAAAAAUUUAAGAAAAAUCAAAAAUUAAAGUCAAAUGUUACCAGAUCUUUUGUGGAAUUGACUUCAAUUGCUGCAAAUAAAGAGCUCAGCCUUAACAUAACCAAUCAUACAUUACCAGAAGAUGCAGAAGAAGCUUUAGGUAAAGACUUUGAUAAAUAUAUGGAAACCGUGAAAACUAUGACACCAGGGAAAACUCUACCAUUUGGAUUAACUGAUGCUAGUGAUGAUGAUAAUGAUUCAUUUUCAUUUCAAAGUGAUAAAUCACGAUCUAAACCUGCACAAUCUUCACUAUUUGUAGAUGAAGAGUCGCAAUCCCAAUCAGUUCCAGUAGUAUCUAAAGCUAAAACUAGAACAAAAGCUAAAGCACAAGCGCCUAUAUAUUAUGACGAUGAUGAUGAUGAUGAUGAUGACCAACCGAAAUUCGGAUUUAGUCGUGCCAGCUAAUGUAUAUAUAUUAUAAAUUAAUGUUAC